Messenger RNA from Coniosporium apollinis CBS 100218, 1284 nucleotides. RefSeq lists its product as uncharacterized. The transcript has 2 exons. NCBI's taxonomy places the organism in Eukaryota, Fungi, Ascomycota, Dothideomycetes. Bases 1 to 1284 code for a protein of 427 amino acids. Gene Ontology annotation, molecular function: S-adenosylmethionine-dependent methyltransferase activity. The record is from RefSeq and is a predicted model, not a curated record.
AUGGCUUCAGGAACAGAAGAUGAGAUUGAUCCCCUUGCUGAUCCGGAGGAGAGAAGAGUCAUCUAUUCAGUGUUGGAUUCCUUCGCUUCUUACCGCCGUGCCGCUCACUACAACGUCACUCAUCUCCGCCGGCAAUCCUUUUACGCGCUCCCAUCUGCUCACUGGACCCUACUUGCCGAGCCGCCGUUCUCCCUGCUAGAUUCACUCUCGGCCGUAGACGAUGCUAUCGAUGCCAAUGCUGACAUCGCCGAAGCGAUACUCCGUGUCGGGGCCGAGUCCUUCGCCGACGAAAGCGCCGAAGCGCACACAGAAGCACCUAAUGGGAACUCAGAGGGUGCUAGUCACCACGAAAGAGACCCGCCAUGGAAGGGCAAAACCACCAAGAUGGAUCUCGACAAAGCGCGCAGCACCAUUCGGCAACUCUACCGAGACUGGAGUGCAGAAGGCGCGUCCGAACGCGCAGCUUGUUUCGAUCCCGUCCUCCAAGCGCUGAAAGAUGAGUUCACUCACAUUCCUGAUUCCGACAAGGGCGAACUCCAGGUUCUGGUCCCUGGUGCAGGGCUCGGCCGACUAGUGAUGGAGAUCUGCUGCGCCGGCUUCUCCGUUGAGGGCAACGAGAUAUCAUACCACCAGCUCAUGGCUAGCAACAUGAUCCUCAAUGAUACUAGGCGAGCGGAGCAGUAUCCGUUGUAUCCGUGGGCCUUAUCCUUCUCGAACCACGUCAGCAGAGCGGAUCAGUUGCAGAGGGUGAUGAUCCCGGAUAUACAUCCUGCCACGGCCCUUCACGAAGCAUCUGUCGGUAAAAAGACGCACGCCGGCGAGCGCAUGAGCAUGUCCGCCGGCGAUUUCUGCGUCGUGUAUAAGAGUGCGGAGAACAAGGAGGUGUACGAUGCGGUCACGACGGUCUUCUUCAUAGACACGGCGCCCAAUCUGAUCUCGUAUAUCGAGACAAUCCGCAACUGUCUGAAAAAUGGUGGGAUUUGGAUAAACCUAGGACCACUACUUUGGCACUUCGAGAACAACCCACCCGGAAGCACGGACGAGGAAGCAAAAGGCGGCGUGCAUCGGAACGGACAAGCCAAUGGCAGCGUGCAAGACCAGGGCAUUGCAGAGCCGGGCUCAAUGGAACUUACAGACGACGAGGUCGUCGGACUGGUUGAGCGCUUCGGGUUCAAGAUUGAGAAGCAUGAAGUUGGGAAGGUCGCUACUGGGUAUAUCCAAGAUCCUAGGAGCAUGUUGAUGAACAUCUACAGGCCGUCGUUCUGGAUAGCUAGGAAGCAGUAG